CUAAAAAUAGAUUACACAAACCAUAAACUUCCCUUCAUCCAAGGACUCCAUUGUACGAGUUUACAGCUCUCUGUCUCUCUCUGUUUUUCUAGGGUUUGUUCUUCAUUCACUCUCUGUUCAAUCAAAUCAACCAACAAGAUGGAAGAGAUCACGGAGGCAGUUCAGAACAUUAACAUCACCGGUGACAAUCACAAGAAGAAUCGAAUUCAGGUCUCCAACACCAAAAAGCCCCUCUUCUUUUACGUUAAUCUCGCCAAGAGGUAUAUGCAACAGCAUGAUGAAGUGGAGCUUUCUGCCCUUGGGAUGGCCAUUGCAACAGUUGUCACAAUAGCAGAAAUUCUCAAGAAUAAUGGAUUUGCUGUGGAGAAGAAGAUUAUGACAUCCACUGUUGACAUGAAAGAUGAAUCUAGAGGACGCCCCAUCCAAAAAGCCAAGAUCGAGAUAUUGCUGGGGAAAACAGAUAAAUUUGACGAACUGAUGGCUGCUGCUGCUGAAGAAAGGGGAGAGCUUGCAGACGGUGAAGAGCAUAGUUAAGGAGUCUGAAACCGUUACCGUUUGGUGUGGAAUUUGAUAGAAAAAGUAGACGAUGGCAUAAUCGGUAAUUCGGUUUGCUAUUUCAAUUUUGUGUUGUUUUCCGAAACCUGCAACUUGGUCUGUUGUUUGUUGGAUGAGUCUUUUAGACGACGGCAUAAUCGGUUUUAAAUUUAUCGGAGUUUUAUCAUCUUAUGGACG
Messenger RNA from Helianthus annuus (common sunflower), 732 nucleotides. RefSeq lists its product as uncharacterized. The coding region runs from base 139 to 534 and encodes 131 amino acids. The transcript has 5 exons. Gene Ontology annotation, molecular function: RNA binding. The record is from RefSeq and is a predicted model, not a curated record. NCBI's taxonomy places the organism in Eukaryota, Viridiplantae, Streptophyta, Magnoliopsida, Asterales, Asteraceae. Gene Ontology annotation, cellular component: nucleus.